AUGAAAGCAUCCGCAUUUCGAUACCAUUCAAACACGGAAGCGAACCGGUUCCCGUCGUACACCUACCAGAAACCCGAGAUCGUGAAUUCUGAAGAUCCGGUUUUCUUGAAAUCAUUAGGCAAUGAAAUAACGAAGGCUUGUGCUACGUACACACCAUUGAACAGUGAUCUUCCUCCGAAUCCUCGUCUCUUGACACAUGUUCAAUUCAAUGCCUUUAUUCGCUUUGCGAUGCUCCGAGCCUGGAAUAACUUCGAGUUUCCGAGACUGAUACUUGCUUUCCUUCCUCUCUUCACACUCGCUGCAACUCGCCUUAGAUUUGUUUCAACGGAUGGUGACCAAAUAACAGUAACGAGACAUCUAUCGCGGUUGCAGAGCAUGCUCACUUUCUCCGAAGCAAAUCGCGGAAGCAAGCCUCAUAUCCUUCUAUCCCUUCUCGCGCUCUUCCCCGUCAGAAUUGUACACACGCAAGCCGUAUUGGUCGUCGCCUCAGGAACGGCAUGCGCCUGGGAAAUGGGUCAGUCACUCAUCCAGGAAUCCGUAGAUGCAUACGUGCUCUCGCUUCGCGUUGCGGACCUACUACAAUCUAUCGGCAUGCUCAUAGACGUGCGUUGAGUAGAGAGAGGUUCUGUGAGAUCCGGUGGCUUCUGUACGGCCCAAGCUCGGGGUGAUUUUCCAGGGUCAUAACGUCCCAGACGCAGUGACGUUGUUCUGUCUUCUUGCACGAUAAAUUUGGCGUGUCAAAUGUCGGGCUGUUGCGUACAAUGAAGUCUAACCUCCUCGCGUUCGAGGAUCUGCGACACGUGGCUCGGGACCGCUAUGGACAAGGGGACCAGGGGCACGCUCCAGAUGGGGACGCAUCACAAUUGUUAGACCACCCAGACCAAGCGAAGAAUGAGGGCACCGACCAUGAACUGCAAGUACAAGCAGCAGGGGUAGCUCCACCGUCGUUUUAUAACGAUUUAAGCCGGGACGAGGUCGAUCACUCUGGUGCAACAUCCGGCGGGCGCGUGUAGGCUGCGCCGCGAUUCUGUCUGGUUCGACGCUUCAAGCGGCGGCGGCCGCGCGUUUGUGACGGCAACGGUGAUCGAGGGGAUUGUCCCAAGUGCUUGUUUCUGGGAAUUUGAUGAUGAGGCACAGCAAAGAUGCGGGGAAGCGAAGAGGAAUAGGGCGGAAAGUACCGGCGUCCCGUCCGAAGUCGAUCGAGGUCUCUGUGGUGCGCGGCAGCGGCUUUGGUGCGGGUGAUGUCGACAAGCGGGUGUCGAUCAUUCUCGAGUUUCUCCAUUCUGUGUGCCCCCUCACAACCUAGACCCAGACAUUCUGCUUUCCUAGCCAGUCAACGGUUCCGUAUUUGCCCUACAUGCACUUUUAUUAUCGUACAUCAUACAUGUAUCGAUGGCUUGUU
Messenger RNA from Fomitiporia mediterranea MF3/22, 1402 nucleotides. RefSeq lists its product as uncharacterized. Lineage: Eukaryota; Fungi; Basidiomycota; Agaricomycetes; Hymenochaetales; Hymenochaetaceae. Bases 1 to 612 code for a protein of 203 amino acids. The transcript has 9 exons. The record is from RefSeq and is a predicted model, not a curated record.